Penaeus vannamei (Pacific white shrimp) is the source of this 5548-nucleotide messenger RNA. The record is from RefSeq and is a predicted model, not a curated record. NCBI's taxonomy places the organism in Eukaryota, Metazoa, Arthropoda, Malacostraca, Decapoda, Penaeidae.
AUGAUAUCACUUGCUGGUGUGUCAAUACCAGGUCAGAUACCCACAGAAAAGACAUUGAAGACAGGAGUUAAAUGCCAUGGAAAUUGGACUUCCACUCCCUCUUUACAAAUUUUCAAAGCUAAACCAUUAAAUUUUGAUAGUUCAGAUGAAAGUUUAAGAAUCUGUAAUUCCAGUGGAGAGUUUGAUGCUAACAUGAAGAUUUCAGGACAAUAUUCAAACACAUGUUUAGAUCUGUCUAUUGCCAAAAGCAACACACAUACAAAAAUUCAAGAUGCAAAACCUGUAUUGGCAACACUGAAUGACUCAUUUGUUAAAGACCAAAAUUCUCCUCACUCAGGAAAGCAGCUACUCAUAUCAUAUGAACAGGCUGAGCUAACUUCAAAACAAGAUAAACGUGAUAUACAACCAGUAGUUUCUUCCUCACAAUCACUAGUGGAUUUAUCUUUGGUGAAUAAUCCAGCUUCACAAACUCCCCUUUCACAGUGGAAUCCCACAAUCCAUUGCCAGGAACAGAAUUACCAUGCUCAAAUACCCAAGAACCCGUACAUUGUGUCCAGACACUUCAUGCAACACAUGAUGAAUCCUAUGAAAAAUCUGGCUCAAUUCACAGUACAGUACCAAUGCAAGAAGAGCCAUCCACAAAUGAAAUACAAGUGUCUGUGCAAGAAGAGCCAUCAUCAAAUGAACAACAAGUUUCUGUGCAAGAAGAGCCAUCAUCAAAUGAAAUACAGGUUUCUGUGCAAGAAGAAACCAUCAUCUAAUGAAAUACAAGUGUCUGUGCAAGAAGAGCCAUCAUCAAAUGAAAUACAAGUUUCUGUGCAAGAGCCAUCAUCAAAUGAAAUACAAGUUUCUAUGCAAGAAGAGCCCUUGCCAAAUGGAGAUCAUAUGUCUCAUAUUUCAAAACAAGAGCCAUAUGUUGCAGAAGAAACACAACCAACAUCACAUAUCACUAUGGUAAGCAAAGUUAAUAAUGAUGUAGAAGGGCAAGGUGCAGUAGAAAUAGACACUGACCAUCAGCUGCAGGUCUGUGAGAAAGAUGUAGGUAAUAAAGAAUGUAUUCCUGGUGAUGAUGAGCAAGAACCAGAAGUCCAGACACCACAAGAAAAAAGCCAAGAGUCACAGAUCAUGGGACAAGAAGGGGAACAAACUUGUCAGGAACAGGAAAUGUCAGACAAAGACAAGCACAGGUGUAGAAGCUGGGAGACCUCUCAAAUUAAAAGUAAAGAAGUAACAGAUACCUGUGUAACAGAAGAACAAGGGCAUCAGGAACAAGUACAUGAUGUAAAUGAAUCACAGAUUAAAAGAGAAGGCACUAAUGUUAAUUUUAAUGUCACUGUACCUGAAGGAGCUUCACAUAUUAUAGGUGAAUUUGACCCAUCAACAGGGACUUUCAUUAGCAGUAAUCCUGUCCUUCUAAAAUCCAUCUUGGGCAACACUGUGACUUACCCCUUAGCAGCAGUACAUGAGGGAACUUUUCCUCCAGAAUUUACCAGCCAGUUCACUCAGCAGUUACCUGUUAUUAACCAGGUCAAGCAAGUUAGCGUACAGAGUCAGACAGAAGAAGUGCAGGAACAAGGGAAAUAUACUCAUGAUCAGUACCUUGAAGAAAAGCAGUCCUACAUCAAUCAGGCUUAUGUAGACAAUUAUGAGAAUCAAGAUUUAUGUCAAGUUGAAGAUGAGGAUGUUAGUAAUGAUGCAGAUAAUGUUGUAGAAGAUAUAGAGGUUGCAGAUUGUGAUGAAAGCACUGGUGUGAGCAUAAACUUUGAUACAAAUAAUUGCAUGUCCUCUGAAUUGAAAGACACUCAUUGUACAAUCAGUGAAGCUACCCAAAACGAUCAUCUAGAGAUGCCUGCAACUGAUAACAUUUCAGAUGCUGAAGGGAGAAAUCCUGAUAGUACCAUUUUGUAUCCUCCUAUUUAUGUGAGUCUUGGUAUAUCAGAAAAUGAUGCCGGAAAUGUGUGUGAUAAAAUCAAAGGAGAAAUCCUUGGAGAAGUAAGAGAUGAACAGACUGAAAGAGGAGGAACUGAAGUCAAUUGUACAAACAUAUUAUCUCCUCCUGAUAAAAGUGAUAGUAAUUUCAGAGCAAGUGGAUAUGAAAUGGCUAGUUGCAAAAUUCAAGAGCCUUGCACCACAGAAGUAGAGAAUGAUUUAUAUACCAGUGAAAGACAAGAGAUAUGUACUGAACUGCAUGAAGAUAGUGACAUUAGUUUUAAUGUUCAAGAUGAGUCUAAAGAGGAAGAUCAGACUAGGAAUCAAGAGUUAGAUGUAUCUCAAGAAAAUACUUUAGAAAGACAAAGCAGAGGGGAAUUAGACCAACAGACAGCAUAUACAAUUUAUUCCAAAAUAGAUGGUUUGGAGAAUAUGUUUGUUAAACAAAGUAAUAAUGGUGAAACAGCUUUAAUAGAUUUAGGAAGCACUGCUAGUAUAGAAGUAAAUUAUAAAGCACAUGAAAUGCUGAAAAAUGGAGCAGAUAAUGAUGGGAAGAAACAGGAGACUGGGACAGGUGUUGUAACAGACUCCUUUGCACCACGAAGCAGAGCAAGUAGUGUGUCGAAAUCACCAAGAAGUUCCUCAGGGAAGUCACCUAUACGAUCACCGUCUCACAUUUCGGUUCCAAAACAACUUUUGUUUGUGAAGGAGGAGAGAAGGACAAGCCAUUGUCAAGAAGAGUGCCAGGAGAAUGAUAAUUCAAACAUUAAUGUCAGUCAGAUAGGUAGUACCUUAACAUCAGAUGCAGAAUUCCAGGAUGUAACAGCUUCAUCUAUGUCUGUGGUAAGAAAAAGAGAGACAGAUUUGAAUUAUGAAGUCAAUAUAAGCUCAAAGAAGAAGGGCAGAUCAAGUAAAACUGAAAGUCAGUCAUUACCAGUCGAAGAAAUUGAAGUUAAAUGUGGAAAAUGUGAUGUCAUUUGCAACUCCAAUGCCCAUUUCAAUCUUCACAUUCAGCUUGAACAUAAUGGCCUUGCAAGACCUGAUGGUGAGGAUCAGACUUUCACAGAUAUUGGUAAGGAGAUAUUAAAGAAAACUAUAAAAAAUAUGAAAAAACUAAAGUGUGAAGUCUGCAGCAAUUUCUUUAGAUCAUUACUUGGUUAUAGGAGACAUUCUGAAGCUUGUGGGAAAUCUAAUGAAGAGGUGAAUAUUAGAUGUACAAUCUGCAAUAAAGAACUGCGGUACUACUGUAUGCCUGCACACAUGAGAACUGUCCACGCAGCUAAAAAGCCGGAUCCAAAGAAAGUUGAAAAUAAAACUGAAGAGAUUGUAAGCUCUGCUUCCCGGCCUAGACGAAGGGCAGCAGCAAAUUGCAAUGAAAGGCUUAAAGUUUGGAGAUCAAAUAGAACUGGGGAAAGUGGCAGUGAUAAUUCUGAUGCUGAAGAAGACUUUAAUAUUGAGCUGGAGGCAGACAAGUUUUAUUCAAAGCCUGAGUUAACAGAUGUUCCUGAAGAGGUUGUAUUGAAGUGGGAAUCUCAACUUAGUACUGGUGUAGAUGGUUGCUGUGGCAAUGAAGGGUGCACUUUCACUUUUUCAAGUAUUCCACAAGCAAAGUCACACUUCCAUCUAUGUUCAUAUUCAGCAACCAGACAGAUGUUCAUGUGUAAAAACUGUGAUUACACUUCCCAAACUGAAAGAGAGAUGGUGAGUCAUGUUUCUACCAUUCAUAUAGAUCUUACAGGAGGUGCAGAAGAAGAGAGUGAAUAUGACUUUUCUGAUGAUGAAUGUGAAGAGUCAUAUAGACAGACCAGAAGUUAUGGUAGAAUGAGUCAUGGCCAGCUUAAGCCUUUUGAACCAGCAAUGAGAUGGACUUUUGAGUUUUUGAAGGAUUCCAUUUCAGAGGAUGACCUGUUCUUGGAAUACUUCACAACAAAGGACAAAUGGAUCAUAUUAGAUGAGGAGCAGUACCUGAAAUUUUUACCAUCUAUUAAACAAAGUCCAAGGUUCAAGGUAAAACAGGCAGGUAAAGCAAACACUAUGACAGGAGAAUGGACCAAUAUACAGCAGUUUACUGGCCAGUCUGUAGGUGGAACGGAUGUGAUCUUUUGUGGAGGGCCAGUCAUAUCUUCUGCCUGGUGUCCACUGCCUCAAAAUGUUUCUCUUGGUAUGAGUCCACAGUAUCUAGCAUUGUCAACACUGAAAUCUCCAGAGAAAGAAUAUCCAAUAUUGAAGUCUACACUACAUGAAGGUCUUAUUCAGAUUUGGGAAUGCACAUCUGAAGGGAAAGAAAGUGGUAAACAUUUAAAGUUUGUGUUUGGAAUUGCACAUGAAUUUGGAAAUGUUUGGUCACUAGCAUGGUGCCCAUCUGGAGCAUAUGAAUAUCUGGAAGGGGAAUUAGCCUCUAGUCAACUGAAGAGGCUAGGGCUCUUGGCUGCAGCAUUUUCAGAUGGCUUCAUUCGCAUUUAUGUGAUUCCACACCCUGAUGACUUGGGUUUGCAUGAGGAAUCAAAGAUAUUUCAGUUGCAGCCUAAGGUUACCCUUAGUCCUGGAAAAAUGUACAAAGAUGAGGCUCAGUGCCUUCAUUUAGAUUGGUAUCAAGGAAAAGGACAUGCAGACAUUGCAGGGGCAUUGUCUGAUGGUGUUGUCUGUGUGUGGGAUAUCAGAUGCAAAUCUACCUUAUUGUAUGUUAAAGAUAUGCAUGGCAACUUCACAAUAUAUCCCAGAAAUUCUUUUCAGGCUCAUAAUGGAGUUUGCUCUGUAGUAGCUUUUUGCAAUACAACUGGAGGCAGGAAUCUUGUGACUGGAGGUAAUGAUCGAACAUAUAAAUUUUGGGAUCUGGAAAACACAGAUAUGCCUCUUAGUAUUAAUCGCCGAGGGCUAGUGUUAGAUGCAGUUUGGUUACCACAUUGGGCGGGCUGUUUUGUAUCAUUUGAUGAUGUCUAUGGUUUGUCAAACACAAGUUCAAGUUUCCGUGAGUGUGGUUUUUUUGGAAUCCAGUCUCGUAAUGUAUUAUCUUCCAAUGCACCAGUCUGGUCCCUUUCUGGUUCUGAUUGGUUGAAUGCAGUUGUGCAAGGGGACUCUGCUGGUGAAGUGGUAAUAACUGUACAGCAACAACUAUUCAGAAAUUAUGAGAAUGAUAAAUUUCCAUCAAAAAGAAAAGUUCCCUUGCUUUCAGUUAGAUUAGAAGACCUAGAGCAAGGCUCAAAAGUUUCUUUUAAACCUCAAGAGCCUAAGCCAAAGACCACUGAAAAGCCAAACACGAAAAUUAACAAGAAGUCAAAGAAAUCUCGCUCUAUCAAGGAAACAGAAGAUGAAUUUGAUGAGGAAGGUGAUGAACUGUGCCCAGCUGCAUACAUUGAAUGGCCCCAUACUUAUAUGGAAACUUGUCAAAAAUAUGGCAUAGUUUUUACUGAUCAAAAUACUCAGGAUUUCUCAAAAAUUCCUGCUUCAGAGAUGGCUGAGAGGAAGCGAUCUAAUAGUAUGGAACCAGGACCUGUUGCUUGCUAUCCACUAAUGGCAGCCACUUCAGUUGCAUGGAAUAAUUUUGGGAGCCCACACUUGGAUUUUUGUUGGCACACAGUCUGGACUUUGUAAAGUUCUUCAAGUGUCCGCCCUUAAUACA